Fusarium sp. VM40 is the source of this 1257-nucleotide messenger RNA. NCBI's taxonomy places the organism in Eukaryota, Fungi, Ascomycota, Sordariomycetes, Hypocreales, Nectriaceae. The record is from the annotation of a GenBank genome assembly.
AUGCCUGUUGGAACCGUUCUUAUCACCGGGUACGUCACUGCAUCCUCGCUUAUCGCUCUUACCCCCUGCCUGCAGUCGUUUGUCCUCUGCAUCUUCUUUGUUCCUGUCGCAUUCAACGCUCAGAGGACACGGAUCAUCCGUUGUCGCAAUUUAACAACAAAGAAAGCUGUCGCUAAUUCUCUAUUUCCCAGUGGUACCGGAUACAUUGGUUCUUUCACCACCCUUGCUCUCCUUGAGCACGGUUACGAUGUCAUUAUUGUUGACUCCCUCUACAACUCCUCCGAGGUCGCCCUCGACCGCAUUGAGCUGAUUUGCGGCCGCCGCCCUGCCUUUUACAAGCUCGACAUCACAGACGAGAAGGCCAUCGAUGAGGUCUUCGCCAAGCACCCUGAGAUUGACAGCGCUGUCGGCGAGUCUGGCGAAAUCCCCCUCGAGUACUACCGCGUCAAUGUCGGUGGCAGCAUCUCUCUUCUCCGCUCCAUGGAGCGCAACAACGUCAACAACAUCGUCUUCUCCUCCUCCGCUACCGUCUACGGCGAUGCCACCCGCUUCCCCAACAUGAUUCCUAUUCCCGAGCAUUGCCCUAUCGGCCCUACCAACACAUACGGCCGCACCAAGUCUAUGAUCGAGGACGUUAUCACCGACUUUGUCAAUGCUCAGCGUGCCAACUUGGAGAAGGCUGGCAAGGAGUACAAGCAGUGGAACGGCGCUCUUCUGCGAUACUUCAACCCUUGCGGUGCCCAUCCCACUGGCAUCAUGGGUGAGGACCCUCAGGGUAUUCCCUUCAACCUCCUGCCUCUUCUUGGCCAGGUCGCCACUGGUGAGCGCGAGAAGCUCUUGGUGUUCGGCGAUGACUACUCCUCUCGCGACGGCACAGCCAUCCGCGACUACAUCCACGUUGUCGACCUCGCCCGCGGCCACCUUGUCGCCCUCAACUACCUCCGUGAGAACCAGCCCGGUGUCAAGGCAUGGAACCUUGGUUCCGGUCGUGGCAGCACCGUCUUUGAGAUUGUCAAGGCAUUCAGCAAGGUCGUCGGUCGUGAUCUUGCCUACGAGGUCCGCCCCCGACGACAAGGAGACGUGCUUGACCUUACUGCCAACCCUACCUUGGCUAACAAGGAGCUCAACUGGAAGACUGAGCUCACCAUGGAGAAGGCUUGUGAAGACCUCUGGCGAUGGGUCAAGAACAACCCCAAGGGCUACCGACAGGAUCCUCCCGCUGAGCUGCUGGAGGCUGUCAAGUCUUCAAAGGCUUAA